GAUGAUUGCACAAUUGAGCCCCUGACGUACGGUCGUAUCUCCUCCUACUACUACCUGAAGCACCAGACAGUCAGGAUGUUCAAGGAGAGGCUGAGGGCUGAGCUGCCCAUCCAGGACAUCCUCUCUGUCCUCACGGUAUGUCUGACUGACUGCUCGUAAUGACAACAGAACAUGAUGACAUUGCCUUAUCUUCAUCAGGGCAUCUGUCACCUCCACUAUAUACUGGACUAGACUACUGGACUAGACUACUGGACUAGACUACUGGACUAGACUGUACUGGACUAGACUGUACCGGACUAGACUACUGGACUAGACUGGACUAGACUGGACUAGACUACUGGACUAGACUACUAGACUACUGGACUAGACUGUACUGGACUAGACUGUACUGGACUAGACUACUGGACUAGGACUGUACUGGACUAGACUACUGGACAGAUGUACUGGACUAGACUGUACUGGACUAGACUUACUGGACUAGACUACUGGACUAGACUGUACUGGACUAGACUGUACUGGACUAGACUACUGGACUAGACUGUACUGGACUAGACUGUACUGGACUAGACUGUACUGGACUAGACUACUGGACUAGACUGUACUGGACUAGACUACUGGACUAGACUGUACUGGACUAGACUGUACUAGACUAGACUGUACUGGACUAGACUGUACUGGACUAGACUGGACUAGACUGGACUAGACUGUACUGGACUAGACUGUACUGGACUAGACUACUGGACUGGACUAGACUAGACUGUACUAGACUGGACUGGACUAUACUAGACUGUACUGGACUGAACUAGACUGUACUCCAUCAUCAGCGGUGGGACUACAGCCAUUGAUUUGCAUUCCGUUUUUGAAAUGUUGGAGUGUGUAGUUGAAUCUAAUAGUCUAUCAGGCAUUGUGCAGGCCAGAUGCUAUUUGUUCACCAUACUACUGUGGUUCUACAUGUACUUCUCCCAUUGUGUUCACAUUGAGUGAGAGGGGGAUAGACUACUGGACAGGAGGAUAGCUAGAUGACCAUGAUGGGUCAGGGUCUCAGUUCUGUCAAAUAAACACCUCUUUAUCUGGGCCUCAUUAACUCCCCUCAUCACUCCUGGGUCUCUAUGUCUUUGUUCUCCUCCACUGGUUUUCUUCUCUCUUCUUCCCAGUUAAUAGUGAGUACCUAUUCCUCCUCUCCCUCUGUUCCCUGUUUUAGUCUGUUAUUCCUAGUGAGGCUGCUGAUUGGUUGCUGCUAAUUGGUGGGAUCAUUAGGACACAAAGCGGUUUCACACCUCCGUGGGGGUCACCCGGCGACAUCGCAGCUGUGUCAGAUAGCCCGUCGUGCCCCCUCCACCCUCUAAUACCCCCCCAUUAUGGGUCUCACCCAGACAUUUAGACGAGGGGGAGGGUGAAGGAUCAAAGGUUAGAUAGGAAGUGUUGGGAAAGAAAUGUGUUGAAAAUGCAGAAAAGAUUGAGACAUUUUCUUCCCCUCUUUUGCACCUACAACGCCCCCAGCCAGACCCUACACCCCCCCGUCCCUUGUCCACUCCCCCCAGCAAGAUCCCUCCCCGCCCCCGUCCCUUGUCCACUCCCCCCCCAGCCAGACCCCUCCCCCUGUUGAACACAAAGGACCUGAAGCUCUACUAUUUCCUCUUCUUAAAGUUCACAAGUGACCUACUACGUUCACCACACACACACACUGAAAGAGUAUGUGAAAAAAGUAUGUUGCUCUUUCUCUCUUUCUCUCCUGCUCUUUCCAACCUUUGCCUCCCCCAUUCCAUCCCUCCCUGUCUGUAAAUGUCACUAAAGAGAACGUCUGUGGGAGAGAUGGAUGGAGGGAGGGAGGCAGGGAUGGAUUGCUGGAUGGAGUGAGUGAGUAGGGGAGUUAGCAGUUAGUGUGUUAUGAGGAUCUCUGUAUAAAGAUAUAUUGUAUUUAUCUCCUGCACAUCUGCAUGCAGACACUAAACCACUGCCAUAUCAAUCAUUUUAUUCCCCUUUUUUCCCCUCAUCAUUCCCUCUGUUCCUCAAUCCCCCUCUUUUCUAACGCUGCAUCUCUCUGGUGACGGAUGGAACCUUAACAGUCCAGAGCAGGGUAGGCCCAAUGAUAAAUGUCUCCGCUGGUCCUCUGUUGAUGAAGUACGUUAGCGAAACUUAACGUACUGCAGUGAAUUAGAGAAACACAGAAAAAGAGCCAUGCGUGUCCAUGCAUCUCUGUCUCCCCUGAAACCCCACAAACAAGCCUCCACACAGAACACACCGUCAGCACUGAACACAGCCCGAUUGAAAACGCAUCAUCGUUUUAUAUCACACCAAAUCGUUUAUAUAGCCUAUACAUAUCUUAUGAGGAGUGAGGAAUAGAGAUGUGGGUAGACAUUUAGACAGUUUAGCACACACUCUAACCAUAUGAAAGGGAACCACCACUGUACAUUGUAUUAAAAAAUAAAACUUUACAUUGUGGAAAAUUGCUGUGUAGUUGCUGACUUUUUGUAGGAUUUUAUGAGCAGGUGUGGACAGUUAUAACUUAAGGUUUCUUCAUUCGCUUAGAGGUUUUGCUCUUAAAUAUAAUUUUGGGGAACUGCUCUCUUGGGUGAGGGGAGCCAGUGAUCCUGAUGCAGCUGUUUUAACAGAGAUGACUGAAACAAAGGAUUUAACCACAGAACCACAGCAGGGAACUGACUUCCUCCUCGCUGACUUUGAUCUCUCUCCUUCCAUCUCUCCUUCUCUCUUUCUCUCUAUAUCCCCCUCUCUCUUCUCUCUCCCCCUCCCCUCCCCUCCCCCUCUCCCCUCCCCUCCCCUCCCUCCUUCCCUCCCUCCUUUCCCCCUCCCUCCCUCCUUCCCUCCCUCCCCCCUUCCCUUCCUCACUCUCUUCUUCAGGAUGCUGAGGAGUACGGGGAGCUGCCUGUCAGGCACAACGAGGACCAGCUGAACAGUGAGCUGGCUCAGCGUCUCCCCCUGCAGGUCAACCCCCACAGCUACGACAGCGCCCACACCAAGACACACCUGCUGCUGCAGGCCCAUUUCAGCCGCGCCCAGCUGCCCUGCUCCGACUACGGCACCGACACCAAGACCGUGCUGGACAACACCAUACGCAUCUGUCAGGUUAGUGGAAGAUCUGCUGUGUAGGUUUAUGUACAGUACCAAACACUACAUCCCUCUGGGUUCAUCCACCGCCCUGCCCCUUUCUGAACAGUGCACCUCUGAAAUACUUCCUCUGUUUUCUUGUGCUUUUGUUCCCAUCAAAAAGAACAGCUUGCUUUCAUACAUCCCAGAAUGGAUCCUCUCUCAGCCCUGGGAUUCAGACCCUGAGCACAUUUCCAUGUGUCAGUCAGAGCACCAGUACUCAGUACUUUUUCCUAUUUUGCAGUUAACAUUUAAUUUGGAAAGUUUUAUGGGAUAGCCUUUAGAAAUGACUGAUUCUGCAUCGCUAACUGGCUACACAAAGUGGUGGACAGUGCACACGGGCAUUCCCAUGCAUUCUUUAAUAUUCUUUACUUUGGAUUGAACGAAUAGGCUUUGGAUUGAACGAAUCUGCGCUGGCUUUUUUCUCUAGGGCACUCGGAAACAGCUGCACAGUGAAGCCUAUCACUACAACCAUUAUUAUCUGGGUGAUUAUUUUUUUUCCUGGUCGCACUGGUGCUCCCAAAAUAAAAUGUCAGAUCGCACAACUAAUUAUCCAGGAGCAUGUGCCACCAAAUGGUUGCACUUUAGAGCCCUGGGCAUAGACAUGUUAUGGAGGUGCCUUGGAGGGCACUGGUAAACAGAAUGCCUGACAGUCUUUUCAAAUAAUAGAAAUUAUCAUUUGUUAACUUGUAUUCAAACUAUUUCCAUUUCAAUGUGAUAAUUGAUCUGUAUAUUUUGCCUUUUUAAAAGACAAAGACAAAUACUGUAUCUCUUUUGGGUCUCUGGCUUCUUUGCAUGAAAGUGUUGAGGGAGAUGAGGACCACAGUCAGGUUUGACCACAUGACAACCUGGCGGUGGAACCCCACCUCACGGGGACAGCACGGCUUUAACACCACAGACUGCACUGUCUGCCACUAACCUAACCACCAACCACACACUUACUGCUGAUAGUUCCAGUACACACACACAAUACACACACACACACUCUAAGAAUACACACACACAUAAUGUGGAUCCUGACCGGCAGUAGGCCCUGUCACUCAGGAGGCUGUUGAGGUGUGGAGAUUAGUUGUAGCUCCUCUUAAAAAGAGCUUUCUCAGGGAUUGCCCCUAACAACCAGGCCUGCCCACCAAGUGCCCUGGCCACCAGAUCCCAGGUCUGCUGGUGAUUGGCCAUGCCUGGGAGAGAUUUGGUCCAUGUCUGGCUGUAGGAUCUGGAUCUGGAUCUGUAAGCCAUUGUUUCUGCCUUUGUAUGUGUGGGGGAUGAUCUACGAAGCGCUGACUGUGUGUGUGUCUGGUAGUGAUUGUCCAUUGCUUGUCCAUGUGGUUACUUUUCUGGCUUCCUGCUGUGCCAGGCCAGGCUAACAGAGCUUUUCUCCUCCUCAUGUGGCGAGGGUAUCGUAUUCAUUAGAGCAAAACGUUUUGCAACGGAAAAUGAAAUCAAGCGUCUCUUUUUGGACUGAUGUUUCAGUCCGUUUUCUUCCAUUUGGUGCCUAAUGUAUAUGGCCCAGCUAACAGGACUCCAGUGACAUCAGCCGUAGUUCUGUCAUCAUCCAUUUGCUUCUUCAGCUUCCGUGAAAUGUUAAUCACUACUACUUUAAUUUGUACUGCAUUAGCAUUUUGAUUAACUCUGCCGGGACUUCGCCUGUGCACUCAAGGUCCUCUUUAGUCAUAGUUAUUGCCGGGGAAUUACUUUCUGAUUAAUUGAGUUUGUUAGAAUGCAGCGUAGCUCGGCAAACUCUAACCUUACGAGGGAGGGAGCAGGUUAGCGUUUUUCGUCAUGAAGCUCUGCAGAGUGGUCACUAGCUGGCACAGCCACAAAGUCAUAAAAUAUGAUUUUAAAUCUAACCUUAACCACACUGCUAACCCUAAUGCCUAACCCUAACCUUAAAUUAACACAAAAAAGCAACACCAAAAAGCAAUAUAGCCAAUUUGUACUUUUCAGCUGUUUAGCAUAUGUGCAUGAAUGUGUAAAGACAUGCUGAAUUUGAGUGUGCAAAAUGGGCUCAAUCGUAAUGUAACUCAGUGUGAGUGAAUCUCACACUGAUGUCAGUGGGGGAUUUUAUAUAGUUAUAUAAAUGCGCACAUUUUUCAACUAAAGUAGUUCCUGUAUGUCUGUCUAUCUGUCUGUGCAUGUGUGUGGGUGUGUGCAUCUCUACAGGCCAUGCUGGACGUAGCAGCCAACGAGGGCUGGCUGGUGACUGCUCUCAGCAUCUGUAACCUGGUGCAGAUGAUCGUUCAGGGCAGGUGGCUCAAUGACUCCUCUAUACUGACCCUACCUACCAUAGAGCAGCAACACCUCUACCUGUUCAGGUAAACGACAUUACACACACACACACACAAUGAGAAUGGUGCUAGGACUCUCUAAUUAACACUAUGACAUGGACCAUUUUAUAAUCCACAGACACUAUCAAACUCUGCAAACAUUAUUAUCAUCAAGCAGCAUCAGUUACAUUCUGCUAACCUCAGGGCUGCUCACGCGCGCACACACACUAACACACACAACGAACAGACUUCCUCACUGUACGGAAGCGUUUGAGACACUCCCCACGUGGACUACAUUGAAUAUAGAGGAGAUAGUGAUGGGAAGGGCACGGUACCCCCUGCAGAACUGACCACUGAAACUACAGCUCCUUCAAGGCCCCUCCCACCCACAUCACCUCAGCAUGAGAACCGGUGUUUCCAGUGCUUCACACAUCUGAACCACCAAGGAGAGGCAAUAAGAGAGCCAUCGCAGGAUACAAGCAGCUCCCAGGAGUACUCUGUUCCCUUUAUGUGUGUGACCGGACCUUCCGUCCUCGAGGAGCUACCCAGCACCAGGCUCACAACAAGGAGGACAAGCCCUUCAAGUGUCCCCACUGCCAGGAGAGCUUCCGCACCUUCUCUGAGCUGACGACCCACAGGAGACAGGUCUGUCCAGAGAGGCAGUUUGUAUGUAAGGACUGCAGUGAGACCUUCCGCAGCCCUGCCCUCCUUCGUACCCACCGCCUGGCCCAGCACCCCCGUCCAGAGGCAGAGGUGGAAGAGCCAGAUGACCCUACCAAGACGCACCGCUGUGGGAAGUGCAACCGGGGCUUCGAAACGGAGUCUGAGCUAAUAAUGCACCAGGAGAACCACGCCGGUGACCAGCACUGCAACGGCGGCGCCUCGCCAGCCAAGAAGCGCGGACGGCCCAUUAAAGCAGAGGACACAGCGGUCGGAGAGAAGAAAGGGAAGAGGAGGAAGAAGAAGGAAGAGGGGACAGAGGAGGCUGAGACUGGAAACAAUGCAGAGGAGGCUGCAGCAGCUCCGGCUGAGACCAAGGGGAAAGCAGCAGCCGGCGGCAGACGGGGUCGUCCUAAAGCAACAGCAGGCGAGGAGGCCAGAGAAGACGACAGUGAAGUCCCAGCAGAGGAGAAGAAACCCAAGGCGGCUCCCGCUCCACCCAAGCAGCACCCCUGCCCUGAGUGUGAGCUCACGUUCCAUGCCCUGGCCCAGCUCCGCGCCCACAAGAAGGAAAAGCACACCCCACGUAAGGCCCACCCCUGCGAGGAGUGUGAGGAGAGCUUUGCCCGUGCCGAGCAGCUAGAAGCCCACAAGAACCGGGCACACACCAAGGGGCGUUACGCCUGCCCUACCUGUGGCAAGAGCUUUGGCCGAGAGAGCAACCUGAAGGCCCAUCAGCAGAGCAGCCACCCGGAGGAGGAGGAGAAAGAGGCAGCGGGCCGCAGCAAGAGAUAA
Coregonus sp. 'balchen' is the source of this 6824-nucleotide messenger RNA. The record is from the annotation of a GenBank genome assembly. Lineage: Eukaryota; Metazoa; Chordata; Actinopteri; Salmoniformes; Salmonidae.